This is a messenger RNA of Seminavis robusta, 945 nucleotides long. The record is from the annotation of a GenBank genome assembly. Lineage: Eukaryota; Bacillariophyta; Bacillariophyceae; Naviculales; Naviculaceae.
AUGUGGGAUUUGGAUUUUAACAAGGAUUUGGUUGACAUUAUUGCUGUCAAGCAGUACAUCUCCAAACGAUGCCUACAUGCCCAUGAUGCUCUUCAGGAUCUGGUGCCUCUCCACCCCAACAUCAGCAACACGUCCGACUCAGAGAAGGGGUUUGACAAGUUCAUGUCCAAGAUGGGUGAUGAUCAACGGGCGAUAGACCCUACAGAACUCAAUGCUAUUCUUCACACAGAAAUACCCGUGCUGUUGGACAACGAGAACAUUGUCCUGGCGUUCAAGGUGGGUCGUGAUGCCACCCUUUUCACGAAUCUUCGUGUCAUGAUUAUGGAUGUGCAAGGCUGGAGUGGAAAAAAGGUGGAGUACAAGAGCAUCCCUUACAAAAGUAUUCGUGGAUUCUCUGCGGAGUCUGCGGGUAGCUGGGACCGAGAUUCUGAGAUCAAGCUGUACACCCGCAAUCUCUGGAGUUUGAAAAAGAUUAAAGAUGCUGCUCGAUACUUUGAAACCUCGGGGUCGUUUGGUUCAUUGGAACCGAAGGCUCCAGAUAUGGACAGCUUUACAUCGUGGCUCACCAGCAACUCGGUGGAGAUUGAUGCCGACGUUGUGUCUCACCAGCUCCACAGUGACCCUUCCAUUCUCUUGGAUGACGAGCGCGUGGAAAGAGCUUACAAGUGUGGCCGUGACAUGUUCGUCUACACAACUCUUCGACUCCUUAGGGUCGAUGUACAAGGUCUCAGUGGAAACAAAGUCCAAUACAAGUCAAUUCCGAUGAAAUGGGUCCACAGUUUUGAGGUGGAGACUGCAGGCCACCUGGAUAAUGAUGCAGAAGUUUAUAUUCAGACGAGCAUCCCUGGAAUGCAGCGAGUUCAACAAGAUAUUCUGGUCAAGGCUGGCGAUGUCAUGCAGAUGCAUGUGUACCUGACCAACAAGCUUUUGUUUCCACCAAACUGA